This is a messenger RNA of Cucurbita pepo subsp. pepo (vegetable marrow), 736 nucleotides long. Lineage: Eukaryota; Viridiplantae; Streptophyta; Magnoliopsida; Cucurbitales; Cucurbitaceae. The record is from RefSeq and is a predicted model, not a curated record.
UGGUUUAUCCCAUUUUCAGAUUUGGUAUUCAAGAAGACUUCUUUGCUAGAUUGUGAGAGAAAUGACGGCAAUAUAUCCUCUGCUGGCCGUAUUUCCAUUCAAUCGUUAUGUGCUCCACAAUGUGAUCAUUCCAACAUGGAAUGGGAAAUGCUUUCCUUUUUAAGGUCUCUGAAAAGCAUGCUAAGGUCCUCAAAUGCAGUAGCUGUGGUGACGUUUUCGCCUUCCCUUCUUUUGCCAUCCUUCUCUAAAAGAUGGCAGCACAUGGCAGAUACCUUGCUUUCUGUCAAGGCAAUCCCAGAUGAGGAUAAGGAAUUAGCAAAUCUCCUCACUGGUUACCAAGACAUGGUUGGCCUUCUCAAUAUUCAUAAAGUGGCUCAAAUCAAUACGCAGGUUCCAAGAAUUCUUGAGGCGACUACAUUCUCUAUAAAGUUGCAAAAGAGAAGGUUUUUAGUUUUAGAAUGUCUUAAUCAAGCGCCUGUUGAUGGUUCAACCGGGAGCUCAUAUGGCUCUACUGCGAGUUGUUCUGGGUCCUCCAAGACAGGUUCUCUCGACUUUUAGUUUCUAAAUGAUAUUAGCAUAAGAAAUUUGAGAGUGGAAUUUUUUAAGUUAAAUUUGAAGUUUAGGAUGAUAUUGAUCGUUGAAUGUUUAUAUUUUCCCCCCAUUUCUUUGGCCUUCAUUCCUGUAUUAUAAACAUUCCUUUCAAGAGUAAAAGAAAUGGAUAAUUGUUUGAACAUCA